This is a messenger RNA of Fusarium tjaetaba, 1956 nucleotides long. Its product is annotated as hsp70. Gene Ontology annotation, molecular function: ATP binding; ATP-dependent protein folding chaperone. The coding region runs from base 1 to 1956 and encodes 651 amino acids. The transcript is spliced from 4 exons. The record is from RefSeq and is a predicted model, not a curated record. Lineage: Eukaryota; Fungi; Ascomycota; Sordariomycetes; Hypocreales; Nectriaceae.
AUGAGUCUCAAUCUGCCAAUGCGACCUAGCACAAGCAGCCAGCGGAACCGGGACAGUCGUAAUAAUUACUUCAACAGUUAUACCCCCCCAAGCUCCACGGAGGCUAUCAAUGGGCCUGUUAGAGAAUUAGUGAGGGAGCAGACGCCUCUGAAUGAUCGCUUGAUUGUGGGUGUUGAUUUUGGAACUACCUUUUCAGGUGUUGCUGCCGUAUACACUUCUACCCCUGAUGAUAUAGAAAUCAUCAAGACUUGGCCUGGCGGCAAUGGUAUUACAUCGGACAAAGUCCCAACUGAGAUUGCCUAUGACUUUCCUCCCAAUGCACCGCAAGGCACUGAACCGACAGUAAAAUGGGGUUUCCAGUUCAAGCCAGAGGAGUCACGUCUUCGCUGCAUCAAGCUCUUUCUAGACCGAUCUCAAAAACUCCCCUUCUACGUCAGCCCGCUCGACACAGCCGCACAGCUCAAGCGCUUCAACAAAAAUGUCGUCGACGCCGUGAGUGACUACUUGACUCAGAUUUACAAACAUACCAUGGAUACGCUCACACGUAGGUACGGCGAGUCGUUCAUGGCGUCGACAAAAGUUGAGUUUGUACUCACUUGCCCGGCUGUUUGGAGCGAUGCUGCAAAGAACACUACGCUGCAGGCUGCUGAGAGAGCGGGUAUGGGGUUGAGGUCCGAAAUUCAGAUGAUCAGUGAGCCUGAGGCUGCGGCUGUGUAUACGCUCAAGGCGAUCCAGCCGAAUCAUCUGAAUGUGGGUGAUAAUUUUAUUGUUUGUGAUGCUGGAGGUGGUACUGUUGAUUUGAUCGCGUAUAAAAUUAUCUCGCUCAAGCCGCUCCGUGUAGAAGAGUCUGCGGUUGGAACAGGAGGGCUGUGUGGAAGUGCUUUCUUGAAUUAUCGAUUUGAAGAGCAUGUUAGAGGCCGUCUCGGUCAGACUAGGUUUGAUGAGAUGAAGGCUAAGAAAGGCAAGACAUGGCAAAUGGGUCUUCGAUACUUUGAAGAGUUUGUGAAACGGAAUUUCAAUGAGGAUGAGCAUCAGGAAGUCAAUGUCCCGUAUGUAUACCCGAAUACCUACUUGGUUCUCGCUAACCUCCCUAGCUUCCCCGGCCUUCCCGAUGACGAAGAUGCUGGGCUGGACUCAGGCUUCCUCGUCAUGACGGCAGAACAAGUCAAGGACAUCUUCGAGCCUGUAGUCAAAGAGGUCUGUGACCUUGUCCAGGGCCAAGUCACAGGCCUUCGCUCCAAAGGAGGCAUUGUCUCCGGCAUCGUGUUAGUCGGAGGUUUUGGCCAGAGUGAUUACCUAUAUCGUCGGCUCAAGAACCACUUCACAAGCGCUGCUCCGCCGCCGUACAGCGAGAGGCCUACGCACGCCAAUGCCAAUUCCACACAGGAAGCGGGCUCCAUCGAAGUGAUGCAGCCAGUGUAUGCUUGGACGGCGGUUGUGCGAGGUGCUGUCUUGCGAGGACUGGAAGGCAACAUGGUUAUUUCUCGCAAGUCGAGAAUGCACUAUGGUACAUCGUAUGCUACUGUGUAUGACGAGGAUAAGCAUUCGGUCAGUGAACGAUACUGGUCUCCCUUAUGGGAACGCUGGAUGGUCUCCGACCGGAUGCAAUGGCAUAUUGCCAAGGGCGAGGCUCUAUCACCACUCGCACCCAUCGCAUUCCACUACACACGCAACUUCCGCCCCGGUCAAUCCCUCAUCGUCACCGACGAUCUCAUAGCAUGUGACGCGGACGAACCACCUGCAGCAUACACUCGCGACCUGAUCCACGUGUGUACCCUCACAACAGACCUCAACGCCGUUCCAAGGAGUUUAUUUACGAGAUUAACGACGACGAGAGGCGUUGAGUUUGAUAAUUUAGAUUUCACACUGGAAAUGAGGGUCGAGAGUGCGGGCUUGGGAUUUGAGUUGAAGGUUGAUGGGGUCAGGUAUGGAAGGGUCGAGGCUGAGUUUCACUAG